AUGGGCUGUUUGGCCCAGCACCCUCCUGACUAUAAGUUUGUUCUUUUAGCUGGAGCUUAUUCCUCUGGUAGACAGAGCGGUUACUCGGUGGCACCAGGAAGGAGCUAUUCUCCCGGAGGAUGGGAUAACGGACGCAGCAAUGGCUUCGUGAACGGCUGCCACGAUGGCCGAGACAACCGCAUGAAUGGGGGCAACAGUUUCGGUGGCCGCGGCUCCGUGCGCAACGACCGCGGAGGAAGAGGAGGCUUCAGAGGUAAAACCAGCGGCUCCUACAACCCCAUCCAGCCAAUGCAGAGCGCAGGAUUUGGUUAUGACAACAAAGAUGCCGGCGGGUGGAAUGCCCCAAAAGACACUGCCUACAACAGCUUUGGCGGCCGCUCUGACCGGGGCAAAUCAUCUUUCUUCAAUGACCGCGGGUCUUCAUCCAGGGGGCGGUAUGAGCGUGGAGGUUUUGGCGGCGGUGGGAACAGCCGAUGGGUGGAGGACUCCAGAGACGAUGAAGACUGGUCCAAACCGUUGCCUCCCAAUGAGCGUGUGGAACAUGAACUCUUCUCUGGAGGCAACACCGGGAUUAACUUUGAGAAAUAUGAUGACAUUCCUGUUGAAGCCACAGGCCAGAACUGUCCACCACAUAUUGAGAGUUUCCAUGAUGUAGAUAUGGGAGAGAUCAUUAUGGGAAAUAUAGCCCUGACCCGCUACACACGGCCCACUCCUGUCCAGAAGCACGCUAUUCCCAUCAUCAAGACUAAGAGAGACCUGAUGGCGUGCGCACAGACAGGUUCUGGUAAGACUGCAGCCUUCCUGCUGCCGGUCCUGAGCCAGAUAUACACUGAAGGACCGGGAGAGGCGCUGCAGGCUGUGAAGAACAGUGCACAGGAAAAUGGGAAAUAUGGCCGCCGUAAGCAGUAUCCCAUUUCGCUGGUUUUAGCCCCAACAAGGGAACUGGCGCUCCAGAUCUACGAUGAGGCCAGGAAGUUUGCGUACCGCUCUCAUGUGCGGCCCUGUGUGGUGUAUGGAGGCGCUGAUAUCGGUCAGCAGAUUCGUGAUCUGGAGAGAGGCUGCCAUCUGCUGGUGGCCACUCCUGGGCGUCUGGUGGACAUGAUGGAGAGGGGCAAGAUCGGCCUGGACUACUGCAAUUAUCUGGUGCUGGAUGAAGCAGACCGCAUGUUGGACAUGGGCUUCGAGCCACAGAUUCGCCGUAUCGUCGAGCAGGACACCAUGCCGCCCAAAGGGCUUCGUCAGACCAUGAUGUUCAGUGCCACCUUCCCCAAGGAGAUCCAGGUGAGUGUUUCUUCAUCUCAUCCAACAGGUAAAGAAUCUUUGACCUUGGUGUUUGUUGAGACCAAGAAGGGAGCGGAUGCUCUGGAGGACUUCCUGUAUCGUGAGGGCUACGCCUGCACCAGUAUCCACGGCGACCGUUCCCAGAGAGACCGUGAGGAAGCGCUCCAACAGUUCCGUUCAGGGAGAUGCCCCAUCUUAGUAGCCACGGCUGUGGCUGCUCGUGGUCUGGACAUCUCCAAUGUGAAACACGUCAUUAACUUUGACCUGCCUAGUGACAUCGAGGAGUACGUCCACCGCAUCGGGCGAACCGGUCGUGUGGGAAACCUUGGUCUUGCCACAUCAUUCUUCAAUGAUAAGAAUAGCAACAUCACCAAGGAUCUGCUGGACAUCGUGGUGGAGGCCAAACAGGAAGUCCCGUCCUGGCUGGAGAGCCUGGCCUAUGAGCACCAGCACAAGAGCAGCAGCCGCGGGCGCUCCAAGAGGUUUUCUGGUGGUUUUGGUGCCAGAGACUACCGUCAGACCAGCAGCAGCACCAGCGGCGGAGGCUUCGGGAGUCGCGGCGGCCGUAACACCGGCGGUCACGGAGGAAACCGCGGAUUUGGCGGGGGUGGCUUUGGUAACUUCUACAGCAGUGAUGGCUACGGAGGAAACUAUUCGCAGGUGGACUGGUGGGGAAACUAAGACUCUUUCCUUCACCUCUUCACUCCCCACGAUGACAGUGGAUCACCAUGCCAAACUCACUGAAUGGAAACCACAUGUACCAUAGCCAGACUGUAUACCCUGUGUAGCUUUGAAGAACUUUGCAGUACAUUACCAGCUGUGAUUCUCUGACCACAUCCGGAGAAGCUUGAGCUCCGUGGGACUCGGGGAUGCCGGGAUUUCUGGAGGUUUGACUGAAGCGGUCUCAUGAUGUGCUCGACCGUACUGAAGGGGGAACUGAGGCAGAAGUUUGCUUUAGAUUCUUGGACUCUAGUUUUCCACUACAUCUCAUUUCUUUAUACUAAACGAGAAUCAUUUGUUUGUUAAUGUACUGUGCCUUUAAAUUUAGACUCGCUGUGUUUUGUUUGUUCUUCUUUUUAAAUGUCUGGCUGGCAAUUGUUUUCCCCUGUUUUUUUUUUUUUUUCUUUCCGUUUUCUUCCCCCUCUAAAGAUUUGUUUGGAUGGUAUAACAAAAUAAGCUUGGAUGUAAUCAAACCUUGGCAAAGUCUGGGAUGGUCUGUCACAACCUCAUUUUGAACUGAAAUUUUCAACGGGGUCACCAGUGCUGGUGUCGCGGGGCCUGACCCCCUCCAUUGGCUUGAGGUCUCUUGUGUGGUAAAACUAUCACAAGGGGGUGAAAAAUAUUGAAUGUUGGAAGGAAAAGAUCUCGCUCACUCUAUCCUGGAGAGGUAUCUAUUAUAGAGAUGGUAGUCUUCUGAGAAAGAAACCAAGCCAUUCCAGUAUAUUAUUUUAAAUUUCGAUGUUGUGACGAACCGCGUCUGCCUCCCGCUGCUCCGCUUCAUAACCAAACCGUAGAGGCAGCUAGUUCAGAACCGCACACUAGCUGUUUAGCGGUGUUGAAUUAACUUUUUUUUUUUUUUUUUUUCUUGAACUGUAAUGGAGGUAGCAAUUGGAUUUGUCUUUCUUCCUUCAAAAACCAUUCUUGAAGUCGAUUAACGGUGGGCUUGUGGCAGCUUCCGCAGUGCAGAGUUGGAAUGGCUUCUCUAGGACCACGAGGUCAGAGCGGACGAGCCCAGAAAGCCCAGCUCGUCUCUGAAGAAAUCCGCAUGCUAGUGUUCUUGUUUUUUGGUCAAGGAGAUUUUCGAACCGAUUUCUGCAGCAGGCUUUUACGUUCGUUACAAGUAACAUUUGUUAACUUUUUCGUUUUUCUCUUUUUCAAGCUGCGUUGAAUUCCGAAAGACAUCCUCGGCUUUACUCUUGAGACACGGCUCCCUCGUGACCCCCGGAUCUUAGGGAGGCCUGGGGUCAGCAGAAUUCGGUGUGCACCACGGGAAACUGCACUAAACCAGCUGCAGGGCUGCGGCUUGGGUGUAAACCAGACUCGUACUGGUUUGUUUAGUGGAGGUUUCCAUGGCAUCCUGGCCAGAGACAGGGUUCUUUCAAACUCCUGCGCGCUCUUAAUCGUACGCUAAGGGCGAGUGGGAUGCGUUUAACUGAAGUGCAAUAGAUUUACUCUCAAGCGUGUUGUGCCUUUUGGAAAAGGUGACCUGAAGCAGAUGCGUUGACAGUAUUGAAGUGACUUGAGAGCAGUGGUGCUACUUAGGCCCUUCUGUGUUACUUAGGCCCAUCAAGUUUUACAAAAGUUGUUUUAUUGCACAUCUAGGGUUUUAUAUAAGUGUCUUGAGUGCGUGUCCUUAAGCUUCCAAAUAUUGUGUGUGAAGAUUGUGAAAACGCAGCUUGUUUACAAAAGGGGAAGGGUUCUCCAAUAGUUAACCAGGAUUGAUUUGGGACCAGGGAUUAGCAGUGGGGAAUUUAGCUAUUUGCACAGAUUACUAGAUUCUACUUUUGCUGCUAGUUUGUGUAAUUUAUUAAGCAUUUUUGAGAAAUAUUUAUUUUUAUAAGCCUAAAAAGUGAUAGUUUCAAGAAACUUGACCAAAAGACCGUACAAAAACACUGGCACUUGAAUGUUGAAUGUCACCCGUAUGCGUGAAAUUUAUAUUUUUCGGGGUAGUGUGAGCUUUUUAAUGUUUAAGGUCAUUUUGGACUCAUUUUGGACUAAAUCCACAUCUGUAAUUGGUCUCUCUGACUAAACGAAUCAAUCCGAUCAGUCAAACUCUGAAUUGGCAGCCGAAAUUUAAAUAAACAACCAUGCCAAGGUUUGGAAAAAGUUGCAAAAAUAUUUUUGUAAACGUGUAUCAGUGCAAAGUGUUCAGAUUAUCCAGUUCUCUUUGUUUUGUUUUUGUUUUUUUCCAAUAUUUAUUUUAUUUUUUAUUUGUACCCCCAGUGAAUGUCUGGCACACGGCAAUCUUAAGUAACAAAAACAUGUGGUUAUUCUCUAUUGUUGCAUUUGCAUAUUGGGCUCUGGCGCUGGUGUUCUCGGACAGGUUUGGCUGAACAUUCGGUCUUAAUUACAGAAGCAGUUAUGAGUGAAGUGUUGAAAGCAUGCAGUGAGAGGCUUUUAAUUGACCAGAUCAUGUGAAAGAACAUCACCGGAGCCCUUAGAGUUAGAGUAUUUGCUUUAUGUACUAGUUUAGAGGCUGUGCACUGCACGAAAAAUGAAAUGUGUGUUUAUUGUAUUUUACCAAAUUAAAGUUGGAAGUUGCAAAUACA
This is a messenger RNA of Sinocyclocheilus rhinocerous, 4550 nucleotides long. RefSeq names its product putative ATP-dependent RNA helicase an3. The coding region runs from base 1 to 1962 and encodes 653 amino acids. Gene Ontology annotation, molecular function: ATP binding; nucleic acid binding; RNA helicase activity. The record is from RefSeq and is a predicted model, not a curated record. The transcript has 16 exons. NCBI's taxonomy places the organism in Eukaryota, Metazoa, Chordata, Actinopteri, Cypriniformes, Cyprinidae.